Molecule: messenger RNA, 1327 nt
Organism: Bombyx mandarina (wild silkworm)
Lineage: Eukaryota; Metazoa; Arthropoda; Insecta; Lepidoptera; Bombycidae
Source: RefSeq, a predicted model, not a curated record
AUGGCUAAUAUUUACGCAAUAUCAAUAUUUGCGUCCCUUUUACUCCAAGUGCUAGCUGAAGAGACAGCAACGUCGAAAACACGACCAGCUACCGACAGAUUCGUGAAGAUAUUAGAAGGAUUGGGCCUAGAUUUUCAGCAGGAUAGCAGCCUCAUCGAAGCUCCCAGUUUCCUUUCAUCAUUAUUCAAGCAAGAUGAAAACGAUGAAGGUGGAGGUGGACUCUUUGAGAAAAUCGCCCAACCCCUACAAGGAGGAACGCUAAACGACAUCAUAGUUCCCGUGCUGCCCUUCUUAAAGCACGUGCUCACGUUCGUAGUGGUGCCCAUGGGUCUGGAAGCGCUGAGUCUCAUCACGCUGGUUCCAGUAAUGACUCGAGCCAUUCCCGGGGUGAUCGACUAUUUCUUCAGCAAACCGCAACCUACCGUACAAUACAAACCGAUACAUCACUUUAGACCAGCCCGCCCUUAUCACCACUUCGCAGCCAGCAACAUCAGACCCUCAACUGUGUACCCGCCCUUUCAAAUCAGCAACAUUGAAAGACCAUAUAAACAUAGAGAUUGGAACCAAUAUAAUCAAGUACCACCGAAUCCUUACCCAGAACAAAGUCACAAAACAACCCACGAUUACGAAAGAGAUAAACAUCAGAUUAUUUAUCGUCAAAAUAAUAAUAAUAAUAUUAAUCUUUACGCGCAUAAAGAACCCAAUAGAAUCAGAAAUAAAGUCGUUUAUAAAUACGAAGAUGAAUUUAAACUUUUAAAUCAAUCAACAAAGCCAUCAAGAAUCAAUCAGCCAAAUAAACUUAGCCGACCGGAUUCAGCCGACAGGAAUACAGAAUUAAAAACGAAAAUAUUCCCUAAUAGCCCUACGAAAUACUUUAAUAAGGAUUCCAAGGAUGGUUACUUCCACGUUCCAGUCGAAUUUGACAACUGGCAGGCUCUGACAGCGACUGCUAAAAACCAUUCUAAUGUCAAACCCAGCAAAGACAUGAAAGAUAGAUUAAAAACUAUAGCCGAUAUGAGUUAUAAAAAAGUGGCUAACAGAUUCAAAGUUCAAGGAGACGGUGGCAUAGGACCUUUCGUUCUUGAAAGCUCUUCAACUGAUGACAAAACUCCACCAAAUAAUGGUAAUUACAAAAGAAAUAAUUCGAAAAGAAAAGGCGUCGCUUUUGAAGCCACGACUGAUUUGUAUUCAAAAUUCUACGGGCUUGAUGAAGAGGCAGAAAAAAAGUAUGGAUCCAGUGGAAUUUCGUAUACAGAAUACGAGAUAGGACCAUUGGAACUCGCCUUUAAAAUGAACAAGAGCUGACCAAGAAAUAACAUAAAGAAAA